AUGGCCCCACCAGCAAUCUACGGAGAGCCGAAAAUCCGUUCCGAAAACGGAUCCGUCUUCCUUGAAGUAAUUGCUACUGGAGCUGAUCCAGCUAAGAUCCAAUGGUUCAUGGGAAACGAUGAGCUCGAGGAGAACGAAUUCUUGAAGUUCUCACACAGCGACGAAGGAGGCAAUAGAACGAAAUUUGUUGCCGAAAUCAAGGAUUUCGAUAAGCCGCUCGCUGGAGAAUACAAGGCGGUUUUUGCCAAUAACGAUGGCGAGAACCAUGCGACUUUCAACGUUACCGCUGGAAAUGCUCCGGACUUCCACGACAAACCUCAUAUUGUUCAAAGAGAUAACGGAAACAUCAUUGUCAUCAAGGUUAGAGCUAAGUCUCACCUUGAGAUGAAGGCUGAGUGGUUCAAGGAUGAUAAGCCGGUCAAAUUCAGCGACAGAGUGAAAGCUGUCGUUAAGAAGGACGACAAGGACAAGGAUGGAUUCCAAUUCUUGCUUGAAAUUCACGGCCCUCAAAAGGACGACGAAGCCAAAUACAAGUGUGUGGUUAAGAACGCCGAAGGUCAAAACCAGCAAGCGUUGAACCUCGUCUUCGACUAA
Caenorhabditis bovis is the source of this 594-nucleotide messenger RNA. The record is from the annotation of a GenBank genome assembly. Lineage: Eukaryota; Metazoa; Nematoda; Chromadorea; Rhabditida; Rhabditidae.